This is a messenger RNA of Ipomoea triloba (trilobed morning glory), 510 nucleotides long. Its product is annotated as L-type lectin-domain containing receptor kinase VIII.1-like. The record is from RefSeq and is a predicted model, not a curated record. NCBI's taxonomy places the organism in Eukaryota, Viridiplantae, Streptophyta, Magnoliopsida, Solanales, Convolvulaceae. Bases 1 to 510 code for a protein of 169 amino acids. The transcript has a single exon. Gene Ontology annotation, cellular component: plasma membrane. Gene Ontology annotation, biological process: protein phosphorylation. Gene Ontology annotation, molecular function: ATP binding; protein kinase activity.
AUGCCAAAUGGCAGCCUGGACCGCUACAUCGGCAACAACAUCUUUCUAAAUUGGGAAACGAGGUUCAAGAUCCUGUCGGGAUUGGCACCGGCGCUGCUCUACCUUCACGAAGAAUGCAGCAGCCCGGUGGUGCACCGCGACGUCAAGCCUAACAACGUCAUGUUAGACUCAGACUACACGGCCCGCCUCGGUGAUUUCGGCCUGGCUAGGCUUCUCCACUCCGGCCAAGGCCAGGGCCGGGACAAGGCAUCUGUCACCACCAUGGUGGCCGAGACUCCCGGGUACCUGGCCCUAGAGGUCAGCUAUAUCGGGCGGGUAAGCCAAGAGUCAAAUGUCUAUAGUUACGUGAUGGUGGUUCUGGAAACAGUCUGUGGGAGACGAUCCAAAGGAAUCAUGGAGGAGAACAGCCUGGUGGACAUGGUGUGGCGGUCGUACGAGGAAGGCGUCAUUCUGUCAGCCGUGGAUUCCCGGCUGCAGGAUGGGAAAUUUGAGGAAGGGCAGGCGAGAUGA